This is a messenger RNA of Sabethes cyaneus, 1797 nucleotides long. It is a transcript of the gene ETHR, whose product is annotated as thyrotropin-releasing hormone receptor. The record is from RefSeq and is a predicted model, not a curated record. Gene Ontology annotation, molecular function: thyrotropin-releasing hormone receptor activity. NCBI's taxonomy places the organism in Eukaryota, Metazoa, Arthropoda, Insecta, Diptera, Culicidae. The coding region runs from base 16 to 1797 and encodes 593 amino acids. The transcript is spliced from 4 exons. Gene Ontology annotation, biological process: G protein-coupled receptor signaling pathway. Gene Ontology annotation, cellular component: plasma membrane.
GAGUCCUACAACGAAAUGCCGCAAAUUCCGGAGUAUAUCCGGGCGACGUCGAUGGUGUUCUGCAUCAUCAUAAUGUGCCUGGGGGUCAUCGGUAACAUAAUGGUUCCCAUCGUCAUACUCAAAACGAAAGACAUGCGCAACUCGACCAAUAUUUUCCUGACAAACCUGAGUAUUGCCGACUUGCUGGUACUGCUGGUCUGUACCCCAACGGUUCUGGUGGAGGUAAACUCACCGCCAGAGGUGUGGGUACUCGGAGAGGAAAUGUGUAAGGCGGUACCUUUCGUCGAGCUGACGGUGGCCCAUGCGAGCGUCCUGACCAUUCUGGCUAUAUCCUUCGAGCGAUACUACGCCAUCUGUGAACCCCUGAAGGCCGGUUACGUGUGCACCAAAGCGCGGGCUCUGGUCAUCUGUCUGGCCGCAUGGACUGUGGCGGCCAUACUAACGAGUCCGAUUCUGAUGAUCUCAUCGUACGAGUACGUGGAGUACGUCAACGGGAAGUUGGUUGCAUCCUGUCUGACGCCGGUGGAGAACUUCUGGCAUGCGGGCUUCUUCGUCGGGAGCAUCGUGGUGUUCUUCAUUUUUCCCCUUUUCAUUCUAGUCGUGCUGUACUCGGUGAUCGCCAAGAACCUGAUGGACAAUCCGGGUAUCAUCAUGUCGAACGCCACCGGCAAUCGGAACAAUAUGAUCAAGUAUCGGAAGCAGGUUACCUUCAUGCUGGGGGCGGUCGUUGUCAGUUUCUUCUUCUGCUUGUUGCCGUUUAGAGCGUUAACAUUGUGGAUCAUCAUUGUGCCCAGCGAGAAGAUCGUUUCGAUCGGUAUCGAGCGUUUCUACAUCAUCUUGUACUUUUGCAGGAUUAUGCUGUACAUGAACUCGGCCGUCAAUCCAAUCCUGUACAAUCUGAUGUCUUCGAAGUUUCGCAAUGGAUUUCUGCAGCUGUUGGGCUGCAGCAAACUGGUUCGGUCAGACACAUUGUCGUCAGGAGUACGAAAGGGAACCUUCCACACGACGUCCACGAAUCUGAGUAGCUCCCACAAUAGCUCCAGUCAGAGACGGCUGACCAGAGAGGAAAGCAGCGUCAGUGGAAGUAUUCGGGUGGUUGCAGAAAAUAAUAGCAGAAAGCGAUUGGUACACCAUAGACACAGUAGUACGAUAUCAAUACGAUCUUCUAACGACGAAAAUCGAGAGAGUGUUACCGGAAACAGUAUUUUGGAAACAAGCCCAUUAAAAGCCUGCAAAAUCGAAGAGCUUGACGAAACAGUCUCGCUACCAAAUGGUUACGGUUUCCUUAGAUGUAAGCUAAACACUAAUAAGUGUAAUGUUAGUUAUACUGCCAACAGUUGUAACAGUAAGACUAGUCAUCGGGCGAAUGGAAGCAUCUCGGUAGAACCGACAACCAUUCACCAAACCGACAAUAAACAGUUAGUUAUAAGAAAAGCUAUCGUUGUAGUGCGUGAGAUAGAGGACCAGUCGUCAGCAGUCGAGCGACAGGAUGACUCAGGACAGAUCUCGAACGGAGAGGAGGAGCUCGGGGCGGGAAACCCGGACUGCACAACCACCGUCAUCCUUAACACAUGCGGCUGCACGCACCAGUUAAUGUCCAUCACUGCCAAAGAGGAAACAAAUGGCAACUUUGUCGGCGCCGGCUGUAGCGUCGUCGUCAGUGCCGAUGGGGAAACAAUUUCCGGCACCGGAUUUAACAGCUUUGAUUUGGAUAGCAGCAGGUAUGACGAAGGAGCGGAUUCUGAUGAGAUUACUAAAAUAAGACAAUUUUACGGCUCCAUGGAAUGUGAUAUCUAG